Diversispora eburnea is the source of this 162-nucleotide messenger RNA. The record is from the annotation of a GenBank genome assembly. NCBI's taxonomy places the organism in Eukaryota, Fungi, Glomeromycota, Glomeromycetes, Diversisporales, Diversisporaceae.
AUGACAAAAUCAAUUUGGCAAUCUUGGAAAUCGCUUCCAAGACGUGGGAUAACUUUCGCUUUGGUUGGAAGUUAUGUCGCUGAUUCAUUAGAAGAAAAAUAUCCCGAUACGACCGGUAUUUUUAUCAAAAAAAAUGAAGAAGAAACUUCUACCAAAUCCUAA